CGGAAUCAGGCGAGCAGAAGGGAGGUAGAUCCAGCGCAACAAGCAGGGCAAGUGUUAGAGGCUGGUCUGAAAAGAUACCACCUGGUUAAAAAAUUGGGUAGAAUAACUGAACAAAUCAGUGUCAAAGAUGGAGCAGCCACCUCGGCCAACAACAUUUGACUUCCAUGGAGUCUGCAUGACGGAAAUUGUUACCGGCAACUGGGAUAAUGUACAGGACUUUAAAGCGAGACCGGAUGAUGUUCUUAUAGUCACUUAUCCUAAAGCAGGAACCACGUGGGUCUCUUAUAUCCUCGAUCUUCUGUACUUUGGGACCGUGGAUCCAGACCGUCAGACAUCCAUCCCUAUUAACAAGAGAGUGCCCUUCCUGGAGAUGGCCAAACGCACUUUACCCACAGGCACAGAGACAUUAAACCAGCUCACCACAACUCCUCGUCUCAUUAAAAGCCACCUACCAGUCCAGUUUGUUCCAAAGUCUUUCUGGGAGCAGCGCUGCAAGAUAGUGUAUGUGGCCCGUAAUGCAAAGGACUGUGCAGUGUCCUAUUUCCACUUUGGCCGCAUGAACAAGAGCCAGCCGGACCCAGGAGACUGGAACAGCUACCUAGAGAAAUAUAUGGAGGGACAGGUGAUCUAUGGAUCGUGGUUUGACCAUGUGAUCAACUGGUGGGACAAGAAGCAGACUUGUUCAAACAUUCACUACAUGUCCUACGAAGAUUUGAGUCAGGACUUAGGACGAGAAGUGGACCGACUGUGCGCCUUUCUUGGUUUGUCUCCUUCAGCUGAAGAAAAGGAAAAUUUAAAAGCUGCAGUGAAGUUUGACAACAUGAAAGAAAACAAAAUGGUCAACUAUUCCACCGUCCCAUCGAUGGACCAGAAGGUGUCGCCCUUCAUGAGAAAAGGAAAAGUUGCUGACUGGAAGAACCAUUUCACUGUGUCCCAGAAUGAAAAGUUUGAUGAGGUCUACAAGCAGAAAAUGAAGAACUGUACACUGAAGAUUUGCUCUGAGAUUUAAUGACUGGGUAUGAUGGAGUCUUGAGCUGUUGUGUGAUUAAAAAAAAAACAAAAAAAACUACAAAUUAGAUGGUUUGGGAUCGUAAAUAAAAUCUCUUGACAGGUAUUUUCUUUGGUUAUCAUUUAUUUGUAUCUUAAUCUUCUGUUAAUGAUUAGUUGAUUAUAUUUGUAAUAAUUUUCAACAUCUAUCUAUCUAUCUAUCUAUCUAUCUAUCUAUCUAUCUAUCUAUCUAUCUAUCUAUCUAUCUAUCUAUCUAUCUAUCUAUCUAUCUAUCUAUGACACUAGUCUGAGGGGGCACCAUUGCUGCAUCCUGGGUUUUGCACCAUUCAAAGUAAUUGGGAUUGGUUUAAAGGAAUACAAUUAUAAUCAUUGACAAAAACUUGAUUGAGACCAAUGGUUCACUGUCGUUAAAUCUUACUGUACUGUGUUUGGGCAUUUUUAUUGUGUUACUCUGUUUGUGGAAAUGAUUUGUUUAGAAGUGUAGUUACUACAGUUACAAUUGUUCUGAAAGAUCACAAGCGGACCUGGGAUGUGUGGGAAUUUCUGCCUCUGCUGCUGUGAACAACUGGCCAAAGGGUCACUCUGGCUCCGUUGAUGGCCUUAUACAAAAACCACAAACAUGCCACUUAGAAAUGAACAGUUGCUCCUCAUCUGACACAACCAUGGCCAUGAAGACGUGUGGAAUCUCUGGACUCUUGUCCAGGAGAAGAUAUUCAUGAUGUGGAUGAGAAUUUGUGGCACAACAGACAGGAACAUCAGGAGGUGUAGGAAGGUUGCACUAUAAUUCCUACAGCACUGCAUGUACAGUUUUCCCUAACGAGAUUGUCUUAUGUUCACAUUUCUACUUUCGUUUUUUUCUUUGUGCUAUGCUGUUUUCCUUUCUGUAUCGCAAUAAUGUGGUCUGUCAACAAAUUAAAAUACAAACAGUAAAAGCGUAAA
Amphiprion ocellaris (clown anemonefish) is the source of this 1947-nucleotide messenger RNA. RefSeq names its product cytosolic sulfotransferase 2-like. The coding region runs from base 128 to 1009 and encodes 293 amino acids. Gene Ontology annotation, biological process: sulfation. Gene Ontology annotation, molecular function: sulfotransferase activity. The transcript is spliced from 7 exons. The record is from RefSeq and is a predicted model, not a curated record. Gene Ontology annotation, cellular component: cytoplasm. Lineage: Eukaryota; Metazoa; Chordata; Actinopteri; Pomacentridae.